Molecule: messenger RNA, 1430 nt
Organism: Lucilia cuprina (Australian sheep blowfly)
Lineage: Eukaryota; Metazoa; Arthropoda; Insecta; Diptera; Calliphoridae
Exons: 4
Coding region: 1-1392 (463 amino acids)
Source: RefSeq, a predicted model, not a curated record
AUGUCAGCAAUAUUAUUGCCAUACGAUAUCCCCUUGUUUCCGGACCCAAAUUAUCGUGAUGUUCGAAUGUCUCGCCAUCUCAUUAAGAGACUUCCGGCAUUCAUGGACGAUUCUAGAUUGUAUUAUGAUGUCGGCGGUCGAAUGUUGCCCCGCCAUACUCUAUACGGUUCAUUAAAACCAUUACGCUACGAAGAUUUAUAUCCAGGACGUAAUGCUACCAAUGAUACUACAAUGGAAAUUGAUAUAAAGCUAAAUUUUGCACCAAGAUUUUUACCAACUAGAUUAUGGGAAAUACGUAUUACUCAAAUACCCUUUAGUCAAAGAGCGCCAGCAGGUUGUUUACAAUAUUUCACUGGCGUGGAGGGUGUAUUUCAGACAUUUAACUUUGCCGAUAAUGGUCGCCAUUUAGCCAAUCAAGAUUAUCGUAUAUGCAUGCGCCAGGAGAUGGAUAUGUGUUCUAUAGUCUAUCAGCCCUGCGAUGAGCAAUCAUUUCGCAUUGGACCCAGUACUUCUCAGGCAAUGUUUAGCAGUUUGAAUGAUGCUUCUGUAGAGGCUGGGGGUACACAAACAUUGGCAGAUAAUGGAGCAAAUAUAAAUGGUGGUAAUGGAAUGCCACCGCUUCAAAUGCAAGUUUUGUCAGAUGAUGCUACAAAUGCACAAGCUGGUGUGACAAUGACAACAACAUUUGCCACAAGUAAUACAGCUCAAGAGGCUGCAAGUUUGAUGACAACAACGCAGUCUACAAUUAACACAGCAUCUUCAACAGUUAGCAGUAGUGUGCCGGGGAAUACAACUGUAGCUGCAGAUCUUUCCACCGCCUCAUCUUUAGCAGAUGAUACUGAUGGUAUGUCUUCUACUGCUGCUACCAAUCCUACUACAGUUGCAUCAACUACGGAGUCUACAUCUGUCUCCACUACACCUCCAGCCUUAAGUGAUGACGUUGAAGGUUCUGGCGGAGAAGAAGGAGAAGAUACGCGUCUUAGACCUACUGCAGCUUCUAGUAGUGUUUCUCGUAGACCUCGACCAACUAGAGGAGGCUUUGAUUUAUUAGGUUUUUUGAGAAGUGCUUUCGAUUUCGGCUUCCGUUCUGGCAAACAAAUGAGGCCAUUAAGUGAAAGACAAAUGCGACAAUUUUAUAGCAGUUGCAGGGAUCGCAUAACAAUGCCUUGUAUUAUAGAAGAUUUCAUAGGUACUGGUUUGGGCCCAUUACCAGGUUGUGAACCUAUACACUGUGGCAUGCAAUUCUGUUCGAAUGGCAUUUGGCCAUGUCGCAUUGAAUCAACUGUUACACCAUUUUAUGUGGGUAUACAUUUUGGUGAUGGCACGGGUAAGGGAAGUCCUGAAGAUAAUAUUGGUGCAUGUUUACGUUAUCAACAAGUACAAUGUAUGUGAUGUGAAGAGAUAUAAUAAAAAAGUAUUUUAAAUUUAAA